CAGUGUGCGGAUGAGAAAGACGCAAAUGUGAAGUGGGAAGAAUUAGGAUUCGGGUUUUAUCGUACGGACAACAUGUAUGUUGCCAAGUGCAAGCAUGGAGAGAGUUUCCAAGAGGGAAGUAUUGUUCCUUACGCUGAUUUUCAGAUCAGCCCUUGCUCUGCAGUUCUUAAUUAUGGCCAGGGUUUAUAUGAAGGGCUGAAGGCUUACAGGACAGAAGAUGGCCGGAUUAUGCUAUUCCGACCAGACCAAAACGCCCUUCGUCUUCAAUCAGGAGCCCACAGAAUUUGUAUGCCAUAUCCCUCCGUCGAUCAAUUCGUCUCCGCUGUUAAACAAGUUGUUCUUGCCAAUAAGAAAUGGGUAUGUAUAAAGCUUGAGUAAAAAAAGGUUCUAAAA
This is a messenger RNA of Brassica napus (rape), 393 nucleotides long. Its product is annotated as methionine aminotransferase BCAT4-like. Gene Ontology annotation, molecular function: branched-chain-amino-acid:2-oxoglutarate transaminase activity. The record is from RefSeq and is a predicted model, not a curated record. Gene Ontology annotation, biological process: branched-chain amino acid metabolic process. NCBI's taxonomy places the organism in Eukaryota, Viridiplantae, Streptophyta, Magnoliopsida, Brassicales, Brassicaceae. The coding region runs from base 73 to 378 and encodes 101 amino acids. The transcript has 2 exons.